This is a messenger RNA of Chanos chanos (milkfish), 1308 nucleotides long. It is a transcript of the gene irf4l, whose product is annotated as interferon regulatory factor 4 like. Gene Ontology annotation, biological process: regulation of transcription by RNA polymerase II; immune system process. The record is from RefSeq and is a predicted model, not a curated record. The transcript has 8 exons. Bases 1 to 1308 code for a protein of 435 amino acids. Lineage: Eukaryota; Metazoa; Chordata; Actinopteri; Gonorynchiformes; Chanidae. Gene Ontology annotation, cellular component: nucleus. Gene Ontology annotation, molecular function: protein binding; DNA-binding transcription factor activity, RNA polymerase II-specific; RNA polymerase II cis-regulatory region sequence-specific DNA binding.
AUGAAUUCUGAGGGAGUGCACGCGACUUUGGGUACAUCUGGUAGCGGAAAGCUGCGUCUGUGGCUGAUAGAACAGGUAGACUCAGGAAAGUAUCCGGGACUUGUGUGGGAGAACGAGGAGAAGAGCAUCUUUCGAAUCCCAUGGAAACACGCAGGCAAACAGGACUAUAAACGCGAAGAGGACGCCGCGCUUUUCAAGGCCUGGGCACUUUUUAAAGGCAAAUUCCGAGAAGGCAUUGACAGACCAGAUCCACCCACAUGGAAAACGCGCCUACGAUGCGCACUCAACAAGAGCAACGAUUUUGAGGAGCUCGUGGAACGGAGUCAACUUGACAUAUCUGAUCCUUAUAAAGUUUACCGAAUCAUUCCAGAGGGAGCCAAGAAAGGGCAUAAAUCACAGGACAUCACCCCCACUCACACAAGUCCUAAUGGCUAUUCCUACCACCAGUCCUACACACCACAGCAGAGUCAGGGCAAUAACUUCUUCUCACCAGUGGAGCGUAACUGGAGGGAGUUCUUGCCAGAUCAGAGUCCAGUCUCAGAGUUCACCUGCAACCAAAACCCAUUCACUCAACGCUGGGACCAUGGUUAUCAGAUCAGUGGUUCUUUCUACAGCUGUAAUGCAUCAGAUCCACAGCCUUCAUCCUUCAGUCUGGAGUCCAGCAUGCGAUCAGCUGAGGCUAUGGCCCUUUCAGAUUGCCGGUUACAGGUGGCAGUGUUUUACGGGGGCAUGCUGAUGAGAGAGACUACUGUGGGGAAUGCAGAGGGCUGCCGAUUGGCCCCCUGUGAAGAGGGGCGUGUUUAUGGGACCCCUGGUGGUCCAGAGCUAGUAGCACUGCCGUACAGUGAGUCCGGGACGCUGGAACGAGGAGUCCUUCUCUGGAUGGCACAAGACGGACUUUACGCCCUUCGCCUUUGCACUCGCCGGGUAUACUGGGAGGGAGGUCACUCACCUUACGUUGACAAACCAAGUAAACUGGAGAGAGAGAUGCCCACGAAAGUCCUGGACACUCAACUUUACCUCACAGAAUUGCAGGGCUAUGCUCUGCUAGCACGCCCUCCCCCUCGGUGCCAGGUGACGUUGUAUUUUGAAGAAGAGUACAUGGACCCCCUGCGAGAGAGGAAGAACCUGACGGUGCAGGUGGAGCCGUUGUUUGCCCGUCAGCUCCUCCUUUUCACACAGCAGAGCAGCGCAAGCUAUAUUCGCAGCCAUGACCACCCACCUCUGUCUUCUGACCACAUGAUCCUGCCAAACCAAGACUACCACAGGGUCAUCCCUCAUCACCAUAGCAAUGCCAUGCAGGACUGA